This is a messenger RNA of Racocetra persica, 626 nucleotides long. The record is from the annotation of a GenBank genome assembly. NCBI's taxonomy places the organism in Eukaryota, Fungi, Glomeromycota, Glomeromycetes, Diversisporales, Gigasporaceae.
UCCCUAUCCCGAAAGUUCUCCCGAAGUCUCGACAACCAAGACCUACCAUAACUGAAGUAUUCGAUGCCUACUAUGACGAAUCCGCAGAAGAACCCCUUGAAACUGAAGAAAAAAAUAACAACUUACCCAAUGAUCGCAUAAAGGUUGCUAGAAUAGGAGGCGCUGAAGAAACAUACCCAGUUGGACCUUACUGUGAAGAAGUUGGAGUUAAGAAGGUUAAAGAAAAGAAAGAAAUCGAAGUCGAAAAGGAAGAGGCCGGAGUUGAAAAGGACGAAGAAAAAGAAGUUGAAGUUAAAAGAGAAGAAAAGAAAGAAACUAAAGAAGAAAAAAGAAAAAAGUAUGAGGAAAACAUAUUCGCGAGAGUUGAAAAAAUUAUAGAAGACGUAGAAGAACUUACCAAAAAAAGUAAAGACCUGGAUUACACUUGUGAAUCGUGGAUAAAGAAAGUUGAAGGAUUUAGAAGUAGGAAACGUGCGGAAGACGGUGAUUCGAAAGAACAAUUCGAUCCUGAAAAGGAUUUGGAAAAAGCUAAUGAAAAGUGGAAGAAAAAAGUUAGAGUAUUUUUAGACGAACCGGGGAUGAUUUUUGCUAGAGCAACUUCAGCGCAAAAAAAGGCUACUUCGUGA